Molecule: messenger RNA, 653 nt
Organism: Linum trigynum
Lineage: Eukaryota; Viridiplantae; Streptophyta; Magnoliopsida; Malpighiales; Linaceae
Source: the annotation of a GenBank genome assembly
CGCGACAUGGAAGGGGGGGAAAUACACAUAAAACUCAAGAACCCUUCAGAAAGGAGAAAUAUAUAAACACCUCUACCCUUGGCUUCUUUUUAGAUCUGUAAUUCUAAUUUCCCAUGCAGGACCAGGGCAAUAAUGGGUGGAAGGCCGUUCCUCAAUUCGGAGAGUGGGAAUCGAAAGGGGGUGCUAGUCCAAGCCGUUCUACGUACACCACCAUCUUCUCGGAAGCUCGGGCCAAGAGGAAGAUGAUGAAGGGUGAUCUCAGGCACAAUUCCAGCUUGGGAGACUUGGGAGACGAGUCCAUCGACCUCACCCCUACACCUCGUCUACAUGAACACCAUCGUCACCCUACCGAUGAGUCCGUGAAGAGGAGGACUAUAUUGACCUACAUUAAUUGUUGUAUAAGGCCAUGAAAAUGGUAGAUUCCAGGACAAGCAAUCAGAAUCAACCGAACUAAUGCGGGUCUCUCCGGAUUGGCAGAUUUCCAGACCAGAUUCUUCCUUGUAUAUACAAUGUAAGGUCCUCGUGUAAUAUAAAUCUUACUUCUAUAGUAAUUUGUCUUCUCCUUGUUGAAGAUUUCAACAAGGAAGAUCUGAAGCAAGACAUAUCAAAAGGAGAUCGAACCUUUGUACAGCGAACAAAGAUCUAUUGAUGCU